AUGGCCAGAAAAGACUUGAAAGAUCGCAAAGGCCAGACACUGGCGGCAAAGACCACACCUGAAGAUGCCCGUCAAGAUGCCAAAAACAUCGAUUUCAGUGAUCCAGCUGCCUGCAAAAGCUUUGAGGAGAAGCAUGAAGUACACCUGAAUCAACAGCCCGACGACACAGCCGAUCUCCAAUCCUGGCAGCAAGUAGACCACGGUGUGCUGCAUCUUGUGGCUCAACUGUCUGGACUGAGCGGGUACGAAGCUUUUGUUCGCUGGGCCAUUGAUCACCACAGGCAAUUGUUGAGAUGCAGAGGAGGCCAAGGAAGACUGACUCCGCUUCAUUAUGCAAUUGCCGGGUCCAACCAUGAGUUUGUUGGGCUAGUUUUGGAGAUGGUUGCCGAUAUCAAAGACCUCCUCGACCUUGAGACAAAGGACAAAGAGACAUGUCUCCAUUACGCAAUCAUGCACAGAAGUCCGUUCACAGAAGAGAUUAUCAACAGGGCACUUAAAAGCUUUGACAAGCCUGGAGACUGCAAUGAUUCUACAAGGCAUCCUGAUGACUCCAGAGAUGACGAGUUGCCUUCUGCCCGACCAGGGUGCGAGCACUACUUCACAGGGGCGGUCACUAACGGAGAAUUUGAGGGCAUGACAGCGCUCCAUAUUGCAGUUAGCUUGGAUCUGAAUAGCACCAACGACAAGGUGUUUGAGGAUCUGGUUUCGCAAUCUGCUCCAGUGAGCUCUGUCGUCAAGAUCGCAAAAGAACACAAACAGGGCGGGACUCAGUCUCCCGUGAAUCAACCCAACCAACUCUCGAACAUCCAAAGCACAGCCCAGGUCACUUCAGCAAUUGGUUCCAAUAUUCCACCCAACUUCAAGGCACCUCGACGGGUUUUGACCGGAGAUCGCCCUCUUCAACCAAAGGCGGGUGAUGUUGAGAUACCAAAGAAAAAUCUGGACCUGUUAAAGGCUGGAAAGAAGUUUGAUCUCCGCAGAGUCGUCAUAAAGCUUAUUAACGCAAACCGCCGUGUCUUGGUUGAGUGUAGAGACGCGGAGGAGGAAACGCCAUUCCAGGCACGCCUUACCGAGCUGAUGAGACAGGCAACAAAGUCGUCUAAGUUAAAUCCUGUCGAGAAAGAGAAAUUGCGCCACAAGACAAUAGAGAGUGACAUUAUUCUGUCCGACAUGCGCACUUAUAUCAUCGAACACUUCUACCGCAAAGACGCAAUGACAGCAUUGUACAAGGUCGGAAAGGAACGAGUUCUUGAGUUCGACCUUUCGGGUCUUCCACAUUCCACUAUCGACUCAGAAUUUCUGAAAGGCCUCCGGAAGGUUUUGCGUUUUGAGGGAAUGCUAAAAUAUGUCGCUCUGCCACGCUUGUCGGUAGAAGUAGAGGGCGUCCAUGACGGCGAUGUUGGCAAUACCGAGUACAGCCAAGCCACCAAACGCAAAGGAAAUGGCCUACAAGACAUGUGCACCAUAUUCAAGUGGCUCCAACCGUCUCACUCGGACGAAGCGAUUGAGACUUGUGUGCGCGGCCUCGACAUUCGCUCGUGGAACUGGUAUAAGUUCGAUCUUUGUUCUGACGUUCUGGAAUCUGCUGCUCCAAACCUCCAGGAUGCGACACUGUACUCGUCGGGCAACAACGCCGUUCUCUUAGGAUGGUCCAGUUCGGCAGGUUUGGCCAAGCUGCAAAUGCUCAAAAAGAUACACGUCUUUGUCCAAGAGGGACUUGAACGACCUGAGAGACUUAAAAAGAACAUGAAGACUUUUGGGGAACGGCUGCUCGAGCAGAAACCUGACAUCAAAUUCACAUGGUCCCCUCACAAGCUUGAUGAAGACCGUGACGCCAUCUUUACGAAUAGGGUGGCAGAUAAAUCAACGUUCGUGUCCACACGUCUAUAUCGAUUCUCAGACGUCGAUAUUCAGGUUGUACAUAUUGCAAUACUAACCAUUCUUCUCGGCAGCGAUUCGACUUGGAUGAGGCCUCUGAAAAGCUUCGCCAGUUUCCUCCGAUCCGAUGUCUGCCCAGCGUCUCCAGUGCCAGAUAUCAAGAUCGCCAUCAUAGACGACGGCAUCGACACGACUCUGGACAUCUUCUCAGGGAGAAUACAGCUCGGAGAUUCGUUUUACCAGCUUGGCGAGCUAUCAGGCCGCCGGGGCGCCUACUAUGUGCCAUCAGGGGCGCACGGCACACUUAUGGCGGCGCUGAUCUGCGAGGUGCUACCCCCAGUCCGGCUAUAUAUCGCGCAGCUGGAGGUCCUCCGAACGCAAGAUGGCCGUCGUUCAUUCACGGCUGAGUCUGCUACAGAGGCGAUUGGGUGGGCAGUGGACCAGGGAGUCGACAUCAUUUCCAUGAGCUGGUCGAUCCGCACAGACGGAAACCUACCAUUGCUGGAUGCAGCGCUCAAAAGAGCAAGCGAUGACAACAUAGUCAUGUUCUGCGCAUCCAUUGAUGAAGGUUCAACCGCAAAGGACAACACUUAUCCCGGAAAGCAUCCAAGCUGCAUCAAGAUUGGAGCUUGCGAUAGUGCUGGCCAUAAGCUUUCAUGGGUCUCGGAGGCUAACAGCCGUUUCUUCCUGCCUGGUGACGCUAUGCAGCCAAUAUCAGAAUCCGGAUUCUGGUCUCGAUCGCAGAUGGGCUUGGCGGGAAGCUCUGUAUCGACGGCUCUCGCGGCUGGCUUAGCUGGGUUGCUCUUGUAUUGUGAUCGACUAACUGACAGACCUAAAGUCCGUGCUCCGCUUGUUCUGGGCGGAUUGGCGAAGUCCCUCGGCAGAGCUCAGGACGUGAAGGAAGUGGAUGAUCUUCGAUGGCCGAAUAAUAUGAUUCAAGUAUUUACCGAGCUCGCCAGAGGAUCAGAGGCAAACAAGGUCCCUCAACUAUGGGAUUACCUCCCAAAAUCGGAUGAGUUGAAGUGGGAGAAGGGAGAACAAAACCUGGAGACCAAGAAACUUCUACGAGAGUUGAUGGAUAGAUUACGGAAGUGA
Messenger RNA from Thyridium curvatum, 2973 nucleotides. RefSeq lists its product as uncharacterized. The coding region runs from base 1 to 2973 and encodes 990 amino acids. Gene Ontology annotation, molecular function: protein binding; serine-type endopeptidase activity. The transcript is spliced from 7 exons. The record is from RefSeq and is a predicted model, not a curated record. Gene Ontology annotation, biological process: proteolysis. Lineage: Eukaryota; Fungi; Ascomycota; Sordariomycetes; Thyridiales; Thyridiaceae.